GCGCUCAGAGGAAACGGCGCACAGAUUCGCUGCAGUUCAGACGCUCGAGAAGCGAAACCUCCGCGUGUGUUUCUGCGCCACCGCAAAGAAGAUUCCCCGCUGCACUCCUUCAUGGAUUACCUUCCUGAAGCGGCCGAAACUCCUCUCAGAUAAGUAGGAAAUAACUCAACCUGGCCGUUUAAACCGAUUCCAGAUCCAAAGUACACUUCAAAGAUUUAGGCACAGCCAAUUGAGACUUUCGGGCAGUCAAUUAUAUUCUGAACAGUUGUUGGUUUUUAAGUUGUUUUCUUUUUAAAUCUCCAAGCACAGUGUUUAUGAAUGCGUGACGUGGAAGUAAACUCUGCAUUAUUCUUGGAUGAAAAAGCCCAGAGACACGCGCACACUUUGGGAACUAAUCUGAAUGUAAAGCACUAGGAUGUAGUUUUUUGUUGGACCAGAGGAGAGGAUCUGGACCCCGGGAAUGAACUUCGAGAGCCACCUCUGCUUACUUUCUGGGCUGUAAAGACACAUCGAGCCAUGGGUUGAAAGCGACGAUGAUAGACUGCGGGGAUAUUCAACGUGGGAGGGAGCAGCAUUUUCUGUCUUAUGUAAUGAUUGACAGUGCCUGAUUAUUAGAGGUAGAUCAUAAACAACAUCACCUCCCCAUUACCCCCCCCCCCCCUCCCCUCCCCCUGCAUGUCGAGGAGGCUAAAGAGUGCUUGAUGCAUAUGAGAUGUUCUCUAAUGAGCUAAAAGCUGCUCUUAAAGUUAAUAAGUAGGGUAUGUCACAGAUGAGUGGAUAUAACGUGUUUUGUUUUGCUCAGAGAGCCAUUAAAGCAAGUUUAAGUUCAUUACAGAUCUCUGAUCAGCCUUAUUUAGACUGUACUUACCUCCGUCACUCCCUCCCCCAUCCAGUCUCAGUCUGUUUUGGAAUAUUUUUGCUUCAUGAGUUAAUAUUCAUCAUGACGCCCCAAACUCUUGAUCUGCUCCAUGCUGAUCUGGCAGGGUCUUUGAAAAUGACUGUGACUUCAGGAAAACAAACAAUCAACAGUGUGUUGAGCUUCUUUAUGAGCUUUGAACUCUAUUCUCGGCAGUGCAAUGUUUUCAAUGGCCACUAAGAUGCUGUAAUGCUCAUUUUUGCCCUCGGAUUUGGGGAUAUGUAGUCAUUCUCAAAUCCUCAACCUCUUAAUCUCUGUGACUUUCUGUUUCUGAACAUAUGAAGCCAUUAGUUAAUCUUCACUAGAAACUUCGUUGGUCCCUCCCUCCCCCCCACUCAUCAGGGCUGGUGGGGGGGGUGGAUCUCGGCCCCCACGGGGUCGAAACUGUGGUGGUGGCCGGUGGUGGUCAUACCACUAGAGGCAGGGCUCCCACCAUGGAGACCAGCCCGGAGAGCCCCAACCGGGCAGUGGAGUACCUCCUGGAGCUCAACAACAUCAUCGAGAGCCAGGCCAAGCUCCUGGAGACCCAGCGCCGGCGCAUCGAGGAUCUGGAGGGCCAGCUGGACCGGGUCAGCCAGGAGAACCAGGAUCUGAGGCAGGAUCGCAGCCCACGGACGCCGGGUUUGGACACUCCCGAGCAGAACCACAACCACAGCCAGCCUCUGUCCCUCCCCCUCCAUCAUGGCAGUGGCGGCAGCGGGAACGGUAGCACCUCGACGGCUCAGGCGACUGCUGCGUCGCCCACGACUCCAGGACCCAGCAGGGGGAGGAGGACCCACACCAAGCUGACCCGAGGUCUCUCCUGCAGCUCCUCAACCACCGAGCGAGACCGGCUUGAACGCACCGACAGCACGGACACCAACACCAGCUCCACCAUACGGAGAAAUGUGGAAGGGGACUCCCAGUGUCCAGAGACGGGCGCUCGCAAAGACAUCCAGACACCAUUCAGCCAGAAACCUUUCUUGCGCGGCUCGGAGCGCUACACUGACAGCAGAACCAGCAGCGCACCCGCCGGAUCCAGGGACCCUUCAUCUUCGUCUGCCUCCAGUUCAGCCAGCCUGGCCUGGGCUCUGCGUACACGCCACCAACCUGCGAGCCUGGCCCUCCGCAAGCAAGAGGAGGAGGAGAACAAGAGAUGCAAGACCCUUUCAGACAGCUAUGAGCUCUCAACGGAUCUGCAGGAUAAGAAGGUGGAGAUGCUGGAGAGAAAGUACGGUGGCUCCUUUGUAAGUCGCAGAGCAGCGAGGACCAUUCAGACGGCCUUCAGACAGUAUCGCAUGAACAAGAACUUUGAGCGCCUCCGAAGCUCUGCGUCAGAGAGCCGCAUGACACGCCGCAUCAUCCUGUCCAACAUGAGACUGCAGUAUUCCUUCGAUGAGCGACAGCCUCAGCAGCAGGCCCAGACGCAGACGAACUUCACCCACAACGUGGCCAUAGGGCCUCCUCAUUCCCCCAACCCAGACCGCCCGGGAGACUACACGCGCUUAGAGGACUCCUUCUCCAAACAGGUCAAGUCCUUAGCUGACUCCAUAGACGAUGCCCUUACCUGCCGCGCAGGUCGCGAAGACUCCCAGGAGGGCAGCAGGGAGGGUGGAGGCCUCAGUGAAGACUUUGGGGAGUGUGUUUGGAGCAGCAGCACCAACCCCUCCUCCCAAAGAGGUUUGGGAGAACGAGCCAGGGGAGCUGGCGGGGGACUCAGUAUGCAUGGCGACAGCACCGCCACCUCCUACAGUGACGUCACCCUUUACAUGGAUGAUGGCAUGCCGUCGUCCCCGCUGUCCCUGGAUCGGGCGCCCAGCAGCACAGAUACAGAGUACUGGGGCCCCGGUGGCGGUGUUGGAGGGCGUGAGGACAGCAGGGACACUGAGGGAGGGGGCAGCAGUAACAGUCGGCGCAGCACCCCGUGCACCGAGUGCAGGGACUAUCGUCUAAGAGGCGCACAUCUGCCUCUCCUCACCAUUGAGCCGCCGAGUGACAGCUCCGUGGACAUGAGCGACCGCUCAGAUCGUGGCUCUCUGACCAGACAGCUGGUCUACGAGCAGGAGCCUGGGGUCGGGGCUUGCUCCCCUCAGGGAACCCUCAAACACUCCCCCACCACAGGUACCCGCCCUUCCUCCACAGCAGCUGCCCAGGGUCAGACCCGGGCCCCCGCCCGACCCAUACCCACACACAUCCCUCACCAAGUGGCGGCACACCACCACCAUCACCACCACCCUAUCCACCACCACCAGUACCCUGACACGCCGCCGUCAUCGUCGUCCUCCCCCCAGCAGCCCCCCACCACCCCUCUGUCCUCCUCCUCCUCCACAGCUCUGCCCUCCGACGGUCUGGAGCAGCCGUGCUGCUCGGACGGGGACAACGACUCGCUCAACUCGACCACCAACUCCAACGAGACGGUCAACUGCAGCUCCGGCUCCUCGUCUCAGGACAGCCUGCGGGAGCCUCUGCCACCUCUGGGAAAGCAGACCUACCAGAGAGAAAGCCGCCACAGCUGGGACUCCCCGCCCUUCAACAGCGACGUGGUGCAGAGACGCCAGUACCGCAUAGGUCUCAACCUCUUCAACAAGAAGCCAGAGAAGGGGAUCCAGUACCUGAUAGAGAGAGGUUUCGUAUCGGACACUCCAGUUGGGAUCGCUCGCUUCAUCCUGGAGAGGAAGGGCCUCAGCAGGCAGAUGAUUGGAGAGUUCCUGGGAAACCGACAGAAACAAUUCAACAAAGAUGUCUUAGACUGCGUGGUGGAUGAGAUGGACUUCUCAGGAAUGGACCUGGAUGAUGCUCUCAGGAAGUUCCAGGCUCAGAUCAAAGUUCAAGGAGAAGCCCAGAAAGUGGAACGGCUCAUAGAAGCUUUUAGCCAGAGAUACUGUGUGUGUAAUCCAACGCUGGUUCGGCAGUUCCAGAACCCAGACACCAUCUUCAUCUUAGCCUUCGCCAUCAUCCUCCUCAACACAGAUAUGUACAGUCCCAACGUCAAAGCUGAGAGGAAGAUGAAACUAGAGGAUUUCAUCAAGAAUUUGAGAGGCGUAGACAAUGGUCAGGAUAUACCCAGGGACCUGCUGGUUGGGAUCUAUCAGCGGAUACAGAAGUGGGAGCUACGGACCAACGAUGACCACGUGUCCCAAGUGCAAGCAGUGGAGAGAGUCAUUGUGGGCAAGAAGCCUGUGCUGUCCCUUCCCCAUCGUAGGCUGGUAUGUUGCUGCCAGCUCUAUGAGGUCCCCGACCCCAACAGGCCGCAGAGGACCGGGGUGCACCAACGGGAGGUUUUCCUCUUUAAUGACCUUCUGGUGGUGACCAAAAUCUUCCAGAAGAAGAAAACCUCAGUGACUUAUAGUUUCAGACAAUCGUUCCCUUUGGUGGAGAUGCAAGUGCACAUGUUCCAGAACUCUUACUACCCACAUGGUAUCCGCCUGACCUCAGCAGCCCUGGGUGGGGAGAGGAAGGUUUUUAUCAUCUUUAUGGCACCCAGUCAGCAAGACCGCACCCGCUUUGUUAGCGACCUCAGGGAGAGUAUUGCUGAAGUGCAAGAGAUGGAGAAAUAUAGAGUGGAAUCGGAGCUGGAGAAACAGAAAGGUGUGAUGCGGCCCAGCUUGCUGACUGGCGGCGUAGGUGUGAAGAGCGAUGUUGUGAAUGGCACUCUGGGAAGGACAAGUUUUGAUGACAACUGCUCCGUGGGUGAGGGUCUCAAACGCACGGCGCUCAGCUCAUCUCUCAGGGACCUAUCGGAUGCAGGGAAACGUGGUCGCAGGAACAGUGUUGGUUCUCUGGACAGUACUAUGGAAGGCUCCAUCAUUAGCAGCCCACAGCCUCACCAGCGCUAUACAGUGCCAGGCGUGGUGCCCGGCUGCUACGCAACAGAAGACUUUCGGCCUCACCGCCCCAUCCUGAGCCCCGGAUCGGGGGUGGGGGGUGGGCCGGGGCAGCAACACACCACUGCUGGGACAGGAAUUGGGGGAGUCUCCAGCAGUGUAGAGAGAGCAGGAGCGGGGAGCGGGCCUGGGGGGAGCAGCAACAACAACAACAGCGGCUCCUUCCUGGGGUCCCUAUUCGGCAGCAAACGUGCCAAACCUCCAGGGCCCCUUAUUCCACCGGGGCCACCCUACCCCGCACCUGUACCCCCACCGACUACGGGAGGUCCCCCUCCUCACUCCCCAUCAUCGCUGUGCCAGCUGGAUGGGGGGCCUUCCAAGAUCCAGGCGCUGCACGCACAGUACUGUCACAUGGGCACCGUGCAGCCCCCACCACCUUACUACCAUCACCAUCGCUACCACGUCCAAACUGUCCCGCCUCCUUUGCAAGGAAUGCCCCCUCAUUCUAUACAGAGAGGCCCGCUACCCUGUCGUCCACCGCUUGGCCCCACACAUGUCCAGCACCCACAGCUGGCCCAUCUCUCCCAGCUCUCCCAGCAUGGGCUUCCAGUUCGUUACGCCAACAUGGUGGUGGGAUGUCCCCCCCCCCUUUCUCCUCUCUCCCAACACUCCCAGAACCCGCAGUUUGCCCUGUACCACGGGCAACCUACACACUCUAUCAGAGGGGGCGGCGUCCCUGGCACCAAACUUCCACUAACCAUGUCUCACUCCCACCCGCACCCACACGCACACUCCCAAACCCACCCCGGACACGUGCUAACACCACACCCAGCCAGCCACUCCACCCAUCAAACACACUUCAUAUUCGGCACUCUGCCCCACAACCUACCGUCCGCCUCCGUCAAUGCGCAUCACGCUACGUCCGCCGCCCCGUAUCAGCCCCAGUACCCUCUUCUUUCUUCUAUCCCCCCUCCCCCACCACAUUCCCCUUUACCCCCCCCUUUGUCCCCCCUUACCCCUCUUACACCUCUCUCCCCUCCCCCCCCACCACCCCGGGCUGCCUCAGCAGGGGCCGCAGUUGACUGGUGCCGGAGCGACAGGUACAGGGGGCAGCUCCAAGUCCAAGCCUAUCAACCGGAUAAGUACCGUGGUGUGAGCAGGAUGUGGGGCCCCAGGGGUCAGAGGUCAGAUUAUAGAGUGGAGGAGGUUGGCAGAACUAGGCCUAGGACCAAGUCUGCCAGGACAGAAAGUAACAGCAGCAGCGCUAGUGACAAGAAGAAACGCAGUUUGCUUCGUCUCUGUUACUUUCAUCUCCGUUUCCCACAUAUGUAGGUGGAAAUACAGAGCACAGCUAGAAUGCAUACAUCUUUGAAACCUGCACACACAAACAAACACACACACACACACACAUGCACAUCCAAAUGAAUAAACACUCCAAACAAAAUAUCAAAAAAGUAUAUAGCCAUAUAAUUUAAGAUGAAACUAAAUCUAUAUCUAGAUAUAUUGCCUCAGUUUUGAUUAUUUGAAGUAUAGUUGAGGCUGUAAGAGACUAUUUAUAUGUACAGUACCAAGAUGUGAUAAUGUGACACUGGAAAAAAGCAAACAGAAACCACAUAUAUCCAGGUGAUUACAUGGGGAUGUAAAUAAAGACAAAAGCACCAAAUGCAUUCCAGCGGAGUUUGACGUUAAAAACAGCAGAGAGUUGCAAAAAAAAUGUCUCUUGACUUUGCAAUAAUUUACUUGGCUUCACGAUGUGUCUGUCCACUUUUGCAGGUUCCGCUUUGCUGACAGGCAUCUUUUUUUUUUUUCUAAAGACCUCAGAUAUGUUGCUUUGUCUUAAAUUUCUAAAACCAAUGCACGGUUUCCUGACAGUCUUUUGCUUAAUGGUCUUUUACAUGUCAACAGGAGCCACCCGGCUUUAUAAUGCAUUCCUUGUGGGGUAUGGGAAAUUAAUGAUACAAUCAAUAAUAUAUUUUGAAUGUUUCUGAAGCUUCUUGCCGUUUUAUCGAUAUUAUAAUAUAUCUGCUAUUAGUAUGAUGAAUAUUGUACAAUAUUUGUUUUGAUCAGUGAUUAAUUAUAUCAGCAGAUGUUUGUACAUGGUAAUAGAGAGUAUAUGCACAUAUAAAUCCCCUCAGUUUGCCAAAACCACCAGAGGCUGUUCCAAUAUUUGAAGUGUGAUUUAUUUCCAUAGUACCAUCACAGUUCAGUAUUAUUGGUUGUUAAAAAAAUGAAUGAGAUUUAGUUUUGUUCAAAUUAAUUUGAACACAAACAAUGUUCCUCCUUUUCUGUUUUGUUUGAUGUGAGCAAACAGGGGGAUAUGUUCUCAAAUGGGGUGACUAACAAAACUUGAAUUUAAAGAAUGGAUCUGAGUUCAUGUUUCAUUUUUUAUAUAUAUUAAUGAGGCUCCCAGUAUUGGAAAAAGGCUUGAAUAUGGAAAUUAAAAAAAAAAAAUAACGUUUUGGACGAUGCCAUUCCCUCAUAAUUAUAAAGGGCAUCUAUACUCACUUUCUCACAGUCAUCAGAUUUAGUCAUUUUGUGUUUUUUUUAUGUUUUGAAGAAGCACGCUUUUACAUGUUUUGUGGUUUUGCACACGUGAUGUCUUAAGUCAGAAAUGGCCUUCUUCUUAUCCUCCCUCUUCUGCCACUUUUAGAAAUCUCCUGUUACAUUUUCUGAUGCCUUCUUGUUUAAAAACUUAACAAGUCGAGAAUGUAAAAUAGCCUACAGGUACAUAAUGUAUUGCCCCUUGUGCAAGUGUUACCCAUUUUGCUACUGCAAUUUUUGAGGAUGUAAUGAGCACUGAUGUCAUUUACCUUCAGUGCCAUUGAUUGCCAAGGGAAAACUACAUAUAAUCUGAUUUGAAUGGGUCAUGAUGGGAAUGGGAAUGAGGACAAAGUACAGAAGUCAAUGUCACAAACUACUGAAAGAGAUGGCAAAGUUGAAGAUCCUCAACAAAAGGAUUUUAAGGAGGUUUGGAGAUGGUCAAGAAUGUCAGAUGAAGAUUUUAUAAGUAUAUGUUGGCUAGCCUUUUCUUUUUAUUGUGUCCUUUUAUGACUCGUCUUGCAUGACUAUACCUGCCCUUAUUGAAUAGAUUGUACUGUAUAAAUCUGAAUGUACAUAUUAUAGGCUUCUAUACAUAUGCUUCUUAUCAUAACUAUGGGAUGAACUACUCCCAUUCUGUAUUCAGGUGUGUGCAUGUGAGUGCCACCAAGUCUGUACAUAUAAAAGAGGGGCGGGGAUAGGAGAUGUUGGCCACAAGGAAUGUUGACUUCUUUUUCUUUUCUAAUUAUUUCUGACUGAAGGUGAGAGAAUGAGUUGCCAUGACAUAAAUUAAAGCCUAAAAGAAGUUUAUAUGUUGGUGCAGUUAUUGAUAUCAUUUAAAACAAAUGAUUUCAUUUUUUUUCUUUGUGUAUGUAUUAUGUGUACUGAAAGAAUAGAGAAUUGAGAUGUGAAUAUUUAUUGCUUCUGAUAAAUUAAAGUGUCCUUGCAGUGAA
Molecule: messenger RNA, 8210 nt
Organism: Anarrhichthys ocellatus (wolf-eel)
Lineage: Eukaryota; Metazoa; Chordata; Actinopteri; Perciformes; Anarhichadidae
Gene: iqsec2b
Product: IQ motif and Sec7 domain ArfGEF 2b
Biological process (GO): regulation of ARF protein signal transduction; actin cytoskeleton organization
Molecular function (GO): guanyl-nucleotide exchange factor activity
Source: RefSeq, a predicted model, not a curated record